Molecule: messenger RNA, 5239 nt
Organism: Astyanax mexicanus (Mexican tetra)
Lineage: Eukaryota; Metazoa; Chordata; Actinopteri; Characiformes; Acestrorhamphidae
Gene: arhgap44b
Product: Rho GTPase activating protein 44b
Exons: 19
Coding region: 962-3046 (694 amino acids)
Biological process (GO): positive regulation of GTPase activity; negative regulation of Rac protein signal transduction; signal transduction
Cellular component (GO): dendritic spine; cytoplasm; leading edge membrane
Molecular function (GO): GTPase activator activity; protein binding
Source: RefSeq, a predicted model, not a curated record
UGCAGUGAGGGUCUCUGAGUUCAGUCUCUGCAGUGAGGGUAUCUGAGUUCAGUCUCUGCUGUGAGGGUCUCUGAGUUCAGUCUCUGCUGUGGGGGUCUCUGAGUUCAGUCUCUGCAGUGAGGGUCUCUGAGUUCAGUCUCUGCUGUGGGGGUCUCUGAGUUCAGUCUCUGCAGUGAGGGUCUCUGGGUUCAGUCUCUUCAGUGAGGGUCUCUGAGUUCAGUCUCUGCAGUAAGGGUCUCUAGGUUCAGUCUCUUCAGUGAGGGUCUCUGGGUUCAGUCUCUUCAGUGAGGGUCUCUAGGUUCAGUCUCUUCAGUGAGGGUCUCUGGGUUCAGUCUCUGCAGUGAGGGUCUCUGGGUUCAGUCUCUGCAGUGAGGGUCUCUGGGUUCAGUCUCUGCAGUGAGGGUCUCUGGGUUCAGUCUCUGCAGUGAGGGUCUCUGGGUUUAGUCUCUUCAGUGAGGGUCUCUGGGUUCAGUCUCUGCAGUGAGGGUCUCUGGGUUCAGUCUCUGCAGUGAGGGUCUCUGGGUUUAGUCUCUUCAGUGAGGGUCUCUAGGUUCAGUCUCUUCAGUGAGGGUCUCUGGGUUCAGUCUCUGCAGUGAGGUUCUCCGGGUUAGGACUGUGCAGUUCAUUUGAAUUGUACACUUUAAAAUACUUUCUUAGCGAAAGUAAUAAAUGUGUGUAGUGUGUAGAGUUGUGAAGAGUUUUGUAUGAAGUUUUCACUUUUUUCAAAAGUGGGAGACAUUCUGCAUGUGUGUGUUUGUGUGUGUGUGUAUUAUAAACACGCCCGGAGUGAGGACCCGACAGUCAGGUUUAAUUCUUCAGAUACUUUUCUGCUUCCUCUUCCCCCACUUUCUUCUGUGUCUGUGUGUGUGAGAGAGAGUGUGUGAAUGUGUGUGUAGGUGUGUGUGUAGGGGUAGGUGUGAAUGAGGUAGUGAUAGAGAGAUAGUGUCUAUGUUCAUUCAUCAUGGCUAUGUUGAGAAGAAAGCUGCGUCUCUCCAGAUCUGGACGCAGAAACACACAGAAGCGUUCAGAAGCUGAAAAAACUGAAGUGUUAAGUGAUGAUCUACUGCAGGUCGAGAAAAGGUUGGAGCUGGUGAAGCAGGUCUCCAGUAGCACUCAUAAGAAACUGACGGCCUGUCUCCAGGGACAACAGGGAACAGAGUUGGACAAACGAUCCGUCAAAUCUCCAGUGAGAAAGGUGCCGCUUGCAUCUCUGGCACAGAGCCUUCUGGAUGGAGCCGCUGUACUGGGAGAUGACUUUCUGUUGGGUAAGGUGCUGAGGUUGUGUGGAGAGACUCAGGAGCAUUUGGCCCAGGAGCUGCAAACGUUUGAACUGCAGAUGGAGAAAGACAUCAUAGAACCACUGAACACACUCUCUGAGGUUGAAAUUCCUAACAUUCAAAAACAGAGGAAGCAUUUAGCCAAGCUGGUUCUGGACAUGGACUCUGCUCGGACACGGUGGCAGUCGUCUAAGUCUUCAACACUAACCAGUAAAGAGCAGCAUUUAGGAGCCAAAGCCGACUCCCUGAGGGAGGAGCUGGAGGAGGCAGCCAAUCGAGUGGAGAUUUGCAGAGAUCAGCUCUCAACAGACAUGUAUAGUUUCGUGGCCAAAGAAACUGAUUAUGCAAACUACUUUCAGACGCUGAUUGAGCUUCAGGCAGAAUAUCACAGAAAGUCCCUGGAGCUGCUUCAGAACGUUCUUCCUCAAAUUAAAGCACAGCAAGAAUUGUGGGUUGAGAAACCAUGUUUUGGGAAGCCACUGGAGGAGCACCUGAGGCUCAGCGGCCGAGACAUCGCCUUCCCAAUUGAGGCCUGUGUGACCAUGCUGCUGGAUUGCGGUCUGCAGGAGGAGGGUUUGUUCAGGGUGGCUCCUGCUGCCUCUAAGCUGAAGAAGCUGAAGGCCGCUCUGGACUGUGGAGUUCUGGACGUACAGGAGUAUUCCGCUGACCCUCACGCUGUUGCAGGUGCGCUGAAGUCUUACCUGCGGGAGCUUCCUGAGCCCCUCAUGACCUUUGACCUCUACGAUGAGUGGAUACAAGCAUCAAAUGUUCAGGAUCAGGAGGCGUGUCUGCAGGCGCUGCUGCUGGUGUGUGAGAAACUGCCUGAACCCAACAUCAACAACUUCAGGUAUUUAAUGAAGUUUCUGGCAAAGCUGAGUGAGAGCGACACCAUCAACAAAAUGAACGCAGGAAACAUCGCCAUCGUCCUCGGACCCAACCUGCUGUGGCCUCAAUCACAGGGGAAUUUAACGGACAUGAUGACCACUAUGUCGCUCCAGGUUGUGCGGAUCAUUGAGCCCAUAAUUCAGCACGCUGACUGGUUCUUCCCUGGAGAGAUUGAGUUUAAUAUAACAGGACAUUACGGCAGUCCCGUCCACACCAACCAUAACUCUAUCUCCAGCUCCGCCUGGCCUGAGCCUGAUCAGACAGACGGUAAGAAGGGCCACAGGCGGCCGCUGAGCGUAGCUACAGACAACAUGCUGCUGGAGUUUUACAGGAAGGACAGUGUACUGAAGACUAAGGAACUUUCGCCAGUGAUUGGACAACGAGGUCUUCAGACCUCGCCCCCUGGUGGACACUCACAGGUGUCUGAAAACAGCCUACACCCACUUGGGAAAGCGAAGAGCCUGUCCCCCAGCAGAUGGUCCGACCACACCCCCAGUCAACCUUCGCCCAUCAGCCUGUCACCGAACCCCCCCACCCCCCCCUCCUUCAGCUACUCGCCGGUCUACGCCACCAUCGGCUCUCCUGGGCACAGUUCCCCCGCUUCCCUCUCUGCCCCUUCCCCCAUCUCUGCCACCCUCCCUAAAAUCCAUCCCAUCUCCAAACCCCCCCGGCGCAGACCCGGCCUGCCCCCGCCCCGCGCCCCCAGCCCUCAGCCUCUGGAGCACACUGGUGCAGAGGAGAACAUGGCCACAGAUUCUUUGAGCAUCCAGUAUCUGCCCAUCAUCAACGUUCAGCCAGAUGUUAUUCCGGACAAGAUCUCUGGCACCCCCUUCAGGAUUUCUGUGACACCAUGUGAAUCGGAGGAGGAGAGCACUCAACUUUAAACUGAGCAGAGAUUAAACUCUCUGACUAUCCAUCUAUUUGUUGCCACCACUAUACAGAAAACUACUGCUGCUUCUGGACCACUGCUAAAGAGAGCCACCUCCCAAAAAAAACUUUUUAAACACCUUUCCAAACCUCUCUAAACACCUGCCCAAAACACCUCUCAAAACACCUUCUACACACCCUCUUAACACUCCCCAAACACAUACACUAAGCCCCCUCAACAACCCCAGCAACAAACACUCCCAAUACCUCCUCCAAAAUCCCAAACACCUCCUUCAAACACUCAUCUAGCACCUAUGCAAAAAAACCCUCAUCCACCCCAAACUCUUUUUUACAAUAACCCUACAAAAACACCCUUCAGAACUUCUCCAAACACUUUUCUAACACCUCCCCAACACUCCCAAACUCUAAACCUUUUCAAACACACCCCAAACUCACAUCCAGUACCCUCCUAACACACUCAACCCCCCGGCAAACUCCUCUCCAAACAUUCCCCCAAAAAACUCCAUUCAACACCUCUCCAAACACUCCUCCAAACGCUCCGUCAGACACUUCUCAGCGCCCCGUUCUUACUGUAGGAAUGUUAUUACACAGCGAAUGUGUUCAACAAGAGAAUCAUUAAUUGAUUUGUGGAAUUAAUGAACAAAACUUUAGUGUUAUGAAUGUUUUAUGUAUUUAUGUAAAAAAAUGUCAUGUCUAAUGAUCAAUUGUAAAUUAUGUAGAAACACUGGGCCAAUGAAGUGUAGUGGUGUAAUGAUCUUCAGAUGAUCGCUGCAGUCAAGACAAAUCAAAUCAAUUUUUAUUGUCAAUAAUGCAUAUAUGUACAGGACAUACAGAGGAUUGAAAUUACAUUACUGUUCUUCCAAAAAUUAUAAAUCUAAAAGAAUGAGAGACACUAAAUGUACAAAAAACAAUAAGGACAAACCAACUCCAUCAAACAGUUCCUUUAAAUUAUAAAAAAAUGUGUGCCAUAGGUCUCUGUUUUAGGACCAUCACAGAUCCUCCUAAACCUACCGCCAACUUUAAUGCAGUUCAUGAACAACAAUAAUCUACAGGGGUUGGACAAUAAAAAGGCAACACCUGGUUUUAGACCACAAUAAUUUAUUGUGGUGACGGACAGUUCUGGUGGAAACAAUCCGUGUUGGCACCCGAACAUCCCUUUCAGACAGCUUCCUCUUGCGUCCACAGUUAGUCUUGUUGGAAGUGGUUGGUCCUUCUUGUUGGUAUGCUGACAUUACCCUAGAUACCGUGGCUCUUGAUACAUCACAAAGACUUGCUGUCUUGGUCAAAGAUGCGCCAGAAAGACGUGCACCAACAAUUUGUCCUCUUUUAAACUCUGGUAUGUAACUCAUAAUGUUGUGUGCAUUGCAGUAUUUUAAGCAAAACUGUGCUCUUACUCUGCUAAUUGAACCUUCACACUCUUACUGCUCUUACUGGUGCAAUAGUGUGCAAUUAAUGAAGAUUGGUCACCAGGCUGCUCAAAUUUAGCCAUGAAACCUCCCACACUAAAACGACACGUGUUUCAGUUUCGUUGUCCAACCCCUGUAGAGUACAGUGCAAUGCUAACCAUCUAAUCUCCACAUCACCACCCAAACCCAUCAAUAUUCUUCAACCCCCUCAACACCACCAAGCAACACCAACAACCUACCCUCCCAAACACCACCACCCAACACCUCGAGCCACUCCUACUAACUGCUUAAACCAGCCUCUUUUUUUUUUACUUGUUAAUUAUUUAUUUUUAAAAGUCAUCAAUGAUCAAUUGUUCACCAUUUACAAACCAAGUGUUCCACCAGUCAAUGAAUGAGAGUAUUAAUGAUUUAGUGAUGAGUCUGGAUCUUCUACAGAGCAGGAGUACUGCUUCUGUUGUUGUAUAAUAUGUGCCGAAUGAUGAUGAUGAUGAUUUUAAUUGCAUUUAGUUCAGUUGGCAGAAGUGCUCCUACUUUUAUUGACCAAUAGCUGAUCCUCUCAUUUCCAUAUGCCAUCUGUUAACAGACACAUCUACGAACUUUCCUUCAGAGAAGAAAAAAAAUAUUAAGAAAAUGUUUUGAAUGUUGAAGUUUUUGAAUGUAACGUACAGUUUGUGGAUGUGCUGGUGCUGUUGGUCCCAAUGAGCACAAGCCUUACUGGUCUCGGACUGGUUUUAUAGUGAUAUACUCAUAAAGAUACUUCAUAAUAUAUUUAAUUAUAAAUGU